CGAACCAGUAAAAAUAAUUAUUUUUCUAGAAACAAUGUACAAAAAAAUUGAUUUUGUAUGGUAGUAUAUGGGCGUUAUAAAAGAGGGCGUCCUAACCGAGGCUGGUUCUAUAAUUGUAAUAAUUAUAUACAUAUUUUAUAAGCAUGUAAUUCGUUUGGUUCUGCUGAAACAUAACUAUUUCCCACCUACUACACUUUUACCAUGUAGUCUAGUGGGGUUUAACUGUCAUAAAUUGGCACCUCAGGGCUACAAGGGAAAAUAUGGCUCAUAAAUUGGCACCUCAAGCAUAUGCAGCAAAAAUAAAAUUAAUGGUGUUUUCGAUGAAUGAAGAUGAAUGAAGAUGAAUGAAAUGUCUUGCAAGAGAAACAAAAAUUAAACACAUAGAGUCGGGUGUAGUCUGUAAGACUAGUUCAUCAAAAAUUCUGCUGUGUGCUUGCAGAAGGAGCUGCUUUAGAGACACUCCGGGAGACUAGCUGGCUCAGGCAGACUCGCUCACUAGUACUGCACGCACUGCACUAGGCCUGUUCAGCUUCUGUAUUCAAAGAAAAAGAAGCCAGUUUAAUAAUAAUAUAGGAGUGGCUAUUUUAAGCUUACCUUUGCUUGCUUACUAGCCUGGCAUAGCCAAAGAGAGCUAGCUGUGUUGUUUUUUCUGGCUGGCCGUAGUUCAGUGCUGCAGUACUAGGUGGAGGGAGGGGCUGACUAAUUGCACAGAGAGGGGGAGUGACUCUGUACCGGUCGCUUGGAGGGAGGGGCUGGCCGGCUGCUCAUAAUAUUAUUCUGUCGCAAGGCUUUGAGUGUGGACUGGAGCCCUGCAUGGCUCUGCUUGGAUUCAGAAACCUACACUGUAUUGAUAUGGACACGAUUGACCUUUCCAACCUCAACAGACAAUUUUUAUUCAGAACUGGUGAUGUUGGUAAGCCCAAGGCUAAUGUUGCUGCUGCGUUUGUAAGCAACCGUAUUCCUGAUUGUCACGUCACACCACAUUACAACAAGAUUCAAGACUUUGGGCCCGAAUUUUACCAGCAAUUCCACGUAAUCAUUUGUGGACUGGAUUCAAUUGUUGCUAGGAGAUGGAUAAAUGGAAUGGUGCUCAGCUUGCUUCGAUACGAUGAGGAGGGGCAACUUGAUCAGUCUUCUAUUGUUCCCGUUAUUGACGGUGGUACGGAAGGUUUCAAAGGGAAUGCUCGUGUGAUUCUACCUGGCAUCACAGCAUGUAUUGACUGUACGCUCGAUUUCUACCCACCUCAGAUUACCUAUCCGUUGUGCACAAUUGCUUCAAAGCCAAGACUUCCUGAACACUGCAUUGAGUAUGUGAAAGUGCUGCAGUGGCCCAAGGAAAAGCCCUUUGGAGAUACCACCAUUGAUGGUGACAGUCCUGAUCACAUUAUGUGGAUAUACGACAAAGCUGUAAAGCGAGCGGAUGAAUACAAAAUUCAGGGUGUUACAUACCGACUGACGCAAGGUGUAGUAAAGCACAUCAUACCAGCUGUAGCAUCAACAAAUGCAGUCAUUGCAGCUGUGUGCUCCACUGAAGCUUUCAAGCUAGCUUCAAGCUGCAGCAAACCACUUCAGAACUAUAUGGUUUUCAAUGACACUGACGGAGUGUACACUUACUCAUUUGAAGCUGAGAAAAAGGAAGAAUGUCCUUCCUGCUCCAUGAAGCCAGUAAAUCUCAGUUUCCCUGAAGACUCAACUCUACAAGAUGUAUAUAAUUAUCUCUGCGAGAAUGAGUCAUUUGCUAUGAAAUCUCCCGCCCUGACAGCUGUGGUGGAUGGCCGAAACAAGACUCUCUACUUGCCUACAAUUGAGUCUCUGGAGAAGGCAACUAGAUCAAAUCUUGGAAAGAAACUAUUUGAUCUGGGAAUUGGUGAUAAUCAUGAAAUCGUGGUAGCAGAUGUGACUUCACCGAAGCCAAUAACAAUAAUAGUCAAAUACACAUAUGGGAUGGAAGAGUAAAAAACUAUAAUGUGCGUGCCGUAAUUAAUACAUGUCGAUCUAUAAUUUUAGUAUUUCUAUACUAUAGCUGAUAUUAAAUGUCAUUAUUAAUUUUUAUGACACCUACAUGAUAAUUAUGACCACUUUUA
Molecule: messenger RNA, 2084 nt
Organism: Halichondria panicea
Lineage: Eukaryota; Metazoa; Porifera; Demospongiae; Suberitida; Halichondriidae
Product: NEDD8-activating enzyme E1 catalytic subunit-like
Exons: 16
Coding region: 814-1956 (380 amino acids)
Biological process (GO): protein neddylation
Cellular component (GO): cytoplasm; nucleus
Molecular function (GO): NEDD8 activating enzyme activity
Source: RefSeq, a predicted model, not a curated record